AUGCAUUAUGUAGUGAUGAACACAGCCGAGCGGCCCAUGAAGGGGUGGACUUACAACGUGAUGAGCGGUGCCUUCGCCUUCAUCGCAGGAGCCGGUCGGGGAGCAUUCAGGACAAUCUACGCAGAUGGAAACGCCGUUGCAGAUCUUGUCCCCAGUGACUACUUCACUGCCUUCUUGUUAGCCACUGCUUGGAGGACAUCUCUCCGGAGUGACUUGCAGGUCUACCAUUACACCUCUGGCACGGUGAGCCCUAUCCUGUGGUCGGACUACACUUCUACAGUGAUGAAGCAUUUGGAGAAUUAUCCGACGGACAAUGUUAUCAUUCCUCCAAAGGCCAAGUGUCGCAAGAGCUAUCUCCACAAUUGGUUCAUCGUCGUUCUCUUCCACUAUCUACCGGCUCUCAUCUUAGACUUUUUCGGCCUAGCUUUGGACGUUCCAUUCAGGGUUUGGGAGAUACAGAAGAAAUACACUCGCGGCAUGUGCUACGCUUCCUAUUUCACCUUGAACCAGUGGUGGUUCACCAUGGACAACCAGAUGUUGGUUUGGGAAGAGAUGGAUGACGAAGAUAAGAAGGAGUUCUGGUUCAAUUUGGAAAACUUCAACUGGGACAGAUACAUCAAGACCUGUGUGUUGGGAGUAAGGAGAUAUUUCCACAAGCAGGACGAUAGUAAUCUAAAACAAGCUAGAUCUCUAUACUCAAAGAGAAAGUUGCUUUAUUAUUGUGCCUGGAUCUUCACCUACUUCUGUAUUGUCUGCUUUCUUCAAUUCUUCACCAGCGCUUCAAUUAGUUUAUUCAGUGGUUUUGUCUUGAUACUUUUCUUAUAUUGGGUUUGA
Molecule: messenger RNA, 834 nt
Organism: Nezara viridula (southern green stink bug)
Lineage: Eukaryota; Metazoa; Arthropoda; Insecta; Hemiptera; Pentatomidae
Source: the annotation of a GenBank genome assembly